GGGCGCAGCGAAGGGGGGAGCGGGGGCCUCCGGAAGAGACCAGAGCUUCACAACUCAAGUCUAACUCCACUAAGGCUCAUGGAUUUGAAGAGAGUGUUGUCAUUCCCACCAUACCCUGGGGAUUACCUGCAUCCAGUGGUGUAUGCCUGCACUGCAGUCAUGCUGCUCUGUCUGCUUGUCUCCAUCAUGACCUAUAUUGUUCACCACAGUGUGAUCCGCAUCAGCAGGAAUGGCUGGCACACACUCCUCAACUUCCUCUUCCACACAGGACUAACAUUUGGAGUUUUUGCCGGGGGCAUCAAUCAGAUCAACCUACCUUUUGUGUGUCAGAUUGUCGGCAUUGUGCUCCACUAUGCUUCUUUGUCUACCAUGAUGUGGCUGACGUUUACUGCUAGGAACAUCUGUAAAGAUGUGUCCAAAGACCCACUUCGGGCCCAGAACAGGAAUGGGCUGGCCCAGACUCGCACCAAACCAACCAUCCUCAGAUUUUAUCUUGUUAGUGAUGGAAUCCCUCUCAUAAUUGUUGGAGUCACAGCAGCAUUUGGUAUGGAUAACUAUGGCAGCAGGGAUGAUGCUUUGUAUUGCUGGAUGGCAUGGGAACCAAGUCUGGGAGGUUUCUAUGCUCCCAUGACUCUUCUGGUCUUAGUCAUGUCUGUGUACCUCUUGUGCACCUACAUCCAGCUCAAAUGCCACCCAGAGAGGAAGUAUGAGCUGCAAAUUCUCAGUGAGGAGCGGCAGCAGUUGUCAUCCAGUGAUUCAAACCAUCACUACCACACAGACACUGGUGGAGCUUCUGGACCUGCUGGGGACUGCCCACCAUUUGCUACUGGUGUAUCAGUGCUGGCCAAUGAGCACUCAUUUAAAUCUCAGGUCCGGGCCACAGCCUUCACCCUCUUUCUGUUCCUGGCUACCUGGGCUUUCGGGGGAUUGGCAGUAUCACUGGGGCAUUUCCUGGAUAUGAUAUUCAGCUGCCUCUAUGGGGCUUUUUGUGUCACUCUGGGACUCUUUCUUCUCAUCCAACACUGUGCCAAACGCGAUGAUGUGUGGCAUAGCUGGUGGGCUUGUUGCCCCACUAAGUCCAAGACAGAGGACAGCAAUGGAGGUGGAAAGAGCCAGAGGCAGGGGCUCCAUCAGCCUCACUGCCACCUAAACUCCCCAUGCUCAGGCAAGCAGCCGCUGCUCUCUCCUCACCUUGUGCAGACUUCUUACCAUAAAAGGACGGCAUCUCCCCAGAGCCCCACACCCAACCACACAGGUCCAUGCUGUGUGGCUGUGAUGAGUCCUGUCACUACAACCCCCAUCUCACCUCUCACUGAGCCAAUGCCCUCACCACAUCAACAGUCACUUCCUGACGAACUUCCUUAUCCUGUUCUGCCCCUGCAGAGCUGCCUUACUGACAGAACAAAGUCACGCUCCUUCAACCGCCCACGCCCAUGCCUCCAGGACUACCGUUCUCACAUGGCUUCCACCAGUAUGGAUGGCAGUGUGCACAGCUCACACCUAGACAGCCCUCAUGCUGCACACCAUCUUGAAGGCUCACCACUGGUUUCCAACAGCCCACACCCAGACAUCCAGCUUCCCUGCCUCAGUCCUCACUUGGAUAAACAGCUGGUUUCCUGCCAGAGCUUACAACGCCAGACCUCCUGCCACAGUGUACAAGACAUAAUGACUUCCUGCCACAGCCAUGCACACAACAUGCAUGACAGCAUCAGUUCCUGUCACAGCCUCCUCCUGCCUUCUCAUGGGAUCCACGCCUGCCAGUGGCACAUGUACAGCUCAGCUGAUCAUUCUUCCACCACAAGCUGCUGUGAGAAACCCGAUCCCUUCACCUUGCAGUAUCAGCAAGAUGCUUAUAGCUGCAUGUCAAAGACAACAGACAAAGAAAGGGAUAAUCUCUGUGAAGAGGUGGAGCAGAAAGGUUUCCCCAGAAAUACUCUGCCUCGGCAGCACGCCACUGUCAGCCUACGAGGCGCCAUCAGCCGAAACAGGAGCCUGCAGGAGGAUGCCCUAUUUGGUUCAGACGCCACAAGAAACAUACGAACUGGCCCUUGGAGAAAUGAAACCACUGUAUAAUUUUCUUAUGCUUGUAUGUGUGAGACCUUACAGCAGCCCUGUAAUCAAAUUAUUCCGUAAGUGUUUGGGCCUCACUGCCUUCAACUUUGCCCUUAAAUUACAAGUUGAACUUUCAGUGGGGCCUUGUAUCUUGACAACAUUUCAGAACCCUUUAUA
Seriola dumerili (greater amberjack) is the source of this 2229-nucleotide messenger RNA. It is a transcript of the gene adgra1a, whose product is annotated as adhesion G protein-coupled receptor A1-like. NCBI's taxonomy places the organism in Eukaryota, Metazoa, Chordata, Actinopteri, Carangiformes, Carangidae. Gene Ontology annotation, molecular function: G protein-coupled receptor activity. The record is from RefSeq and is a predicted model, not a curated record. Gene Ontology annotation, biological process: G protein-coupled receptor signaling pathway; cell surface receptor signaling pathway. The transcript has 6 exons. The coding region runs from base 79 to 2073 and encodes 664 amino acids. Gene Ontology annotation, cellular component: postsynaptic density; plasma membrane; glutamatergic synapse.